Molecule: messenger RNA, 1843 nt
Organism: Daucus carota subsp. sativus
Lineage: Eukaryota; Viridiplantae; Streptophyta; Magnoliopsida; Apiales; Apiaceae
Product: AT-hook motif nuclear-localized protein 7
Exons: 5
Coding region: 191-1555 (454 amino acids)
Molecular function (GO): minor groove of adenine-thymine-rich DNA binding
Source: RefSeq, a predicted model, not a curated record
ACCUUGCUCCUUUGCAAAAAACUAUCAACACCAUCUUUCUUUCAAUAUAUUAUAAAUACAGAUAAUUCACAGAACCUGAUUUUAUCAAAUUGUUUUGAACACGAGUUUUGAUUGGCAUCUCAUUGUUACAGGGUUUUUGUCAGAUAUAUAAUUUUAAUUUAAUUUACUAGGGUUUAAAGUUUGAAUUAUUAUGUCAUCGUUUCCUGAGAAUACUGUAGCUGCUGAUAUGGAAAUUGCAGAAUCACAGGUAGAGGCACAGAUGGAUUACGGUACUGGUGGAGAUGAUAACGGCGUGACGGCUCCCGACGCGCCGCCGAAUACGACGGAGACAGAGCCUGCAACUACGUAUGUGUCUCAGCCGGAGAAUUCGAACGUGGUUAUGGAUGAUAACGGCGUGAUUGCUCCCGACGCGCCUCCGACGGAGCCUGCAACUACUCAGCCGGAGAAUUCGAACGUGGUUAUGGAUGAUCAAAAGAUCGACAAUGGCGCGGAUGCUGUGUACGCGCCGCUGACGCAUCAGCCUGAAGCUGUUGCUUCAGAAUUGGCCGAAGCGGUGCCUUCUGGUGUGGUUAAUAACAACAACGACGAGAAAAACGGCAACGAAAGCGAUGAUGUGAUGGUAACGGAGAACGAUGAUCCUAAUGCUUUUGGUAAUAUCGAUAGCAAUCAGUUUGUUAGCCCAAAUGUUGUUGGUGUUACUCCCAGUGCUGUUAGUAAUCAGGACACCGAGGUUGUUAAUUAUCAGAACAAUGGCUCUGCUGCUGUUGGGGAGGCGGUGAAGCGAAAGAGGGGAAGGCCAAGAAAGUACCCGGUCACUACUGAAGGUGCUUCAACUGUCCCUGUGGCGUCUCCGUCCCUGGUGAAUUCCCCGCUGCAAGCGAAGUCUCUGGAGAAAAGGGGCAGAGGAAGGCCUGCGGGCUCUGGUAAAAAACACAAAGCUGGUGCACCUUCUUCCCUGACACUUUCUCCUGCUAUUUCAGGAUUAAGUAUUGGGGCUGCAUUCACGCCAUAUUUCAUUACAGUGAGAAGUGGAGAGUAUGUACAGCCAAAAUUGUUGUCUCUUUCUCAAGUUGACAAACAAGUCGUAUGCGUUCUGUCAGCAAGCGGUAAUUUAUCUACUGUAACUCUCCAACAACCAUCGUCAUCUGGGGGCACUGUUACUUACCAGGGAUGCUUUGAAAUACUGUCUCUUUCUGGUUCUUAUCUGCUCUCAGAAUCUGGUGGCCGGCGUAGCACAACAGGGGGUUUGAGUGUGACACUUGCUGUGCCAAAUGGUUGCAUCUUUGGUGGUGGUGUGGCAGGUCCUCUUAUUGCGGGUUCUGAUGUUCAGAUAUUUGUUGGUACUUUUCUGGCAUCAGAGCAGCAUUUAACAACACCACGCUGCAACGAAGUUUUAACCGCUCCUGCAAACUACAUUUCAUCAGCGGAAGAAAGCCCUCCAUCUCGUGCCCUCUUAAGUGAACCCUCAGGUGCUGGAGGAAACCCAUAUAGUUACAGCAAUGGUGUUUUGAACAAUGGCAACCAGGAGCCAGUUCCAAAAGUAGCCUGGAUGUAGGAUAGGCUGCAGACGGAGCUCAUCUCAUUGUAGACCAACCAAGUGCAAAAUUAUAGGAAUUUUGUUUACUGUUUUCUUAUUGCAAGACUAAAUUUAAUGGCCAAUUAUUGCAGCAGUGAGUUGGUUCUGAACCUACUACCUGUUGUAAACUUUUGAGGAAUUGAUUCUCUGUACUCUCUUGGCAGUAACAUGUUUUUCCUGGUGCUUUCGUGUUAUCUGUUACCAAUUUUCUCAGGAUUAAGCAUUUUUUAAUUAGUUUUUUUAAUUAAGUAAAUAUUUUUUUCGUUA